Molecule: messenger RNA, 2450 nt
Organism: Guyanagaster necrorhizus
Lineage: Eukaryota; Fungi; Basidiomycota; Agaricomycetes; Agaricales; Physalacriaceae
Exons: 5
Coding region: 47-2239 (730 amino acids)
Source: RefSeq, a predicted model, not a curated record
UGACGCCCACCUUCAUCCACCUCGCGCUUCUCCGCUGUAUCCUGCGAUGGCGGCAGAGACUUCGCGCAAGAAAAAAUCCCGUUUCGCUUGCAAAUGUCUCAAUGUACAAAUCAAGGCUUCGAAACCGGUCGGGCCAGUGCCUGCGGAGCUUGCGACGGAGCCAGGAUUUGCCCAAGUGUAUGUGAAGCACGACGGGAUUUCGGCGGCGCACCCGCAACUGACGUUGAGGAUCCGUUCUCGUGGCACACCAAUUGAGGGAUCGUCGCGGUUCGCUCAAUUCAUGUCUUUGGGCUGCCUCGUUUGCCGGACACUUGUAUAUCGUGCCUUUACUUCUGCUCCGUUGCUGAUGAACUCGUAUGCAAACUUGGCCACUCGAGAAGGGCCUGUUAUACCAAAGUCGGGAUGGGUGGAGGAUGAUGUGCUCAGGACGCCGUCAGGAUGGAUCGAAGUCUUUGAAGGAGCACUGACCGAAGCUGACAUAUCGCUCCAAGAAGAGUCGCCGCAGUAUUCUCCUCUAUUCUCUCUUGUUCUUCCCCCCAUUGUCGCGCCGUCGUUCCCAAAGUCUCCAACCCUGUCACCACCGCCAACAGGUCUUCAUUAUCUCAAAGACUUGGAGCCGAUGUAUUCCUCAAAUCCUGCUACUUCCGAUCCUGUCUUCCUUCGCCUCUCAAAUAUAGCCGCCACUCAGUCUGAACAGCUCCGACUAAAGGCAGAGCAAGAUGUCAAUGAGAUCGUCAAUGUCAAGAUCGCACAGUUGCUUCAAGCCGAAGAUGAACUCAAGGCGCAAGUCCAGGUUCUCGUAGACACAUAUAGAGAAGGUUUACGUGUUGCGGAAGAAGAAGGUAACCCAAAGUCACCCACACUUCGGUCGUGGAAAGAGGCAAGCUCCGGUGAUUCCAACGGAGCUACUGUUUCUGUACGAGACUUUGUUCCUGUGGAAGUACCUGCAACAAGUACCUCGCGGUCACCACCCGCUCCUCGUGUUUCGACGCUUUCGGCAUCUCUUGCCACUUCGUCAUUUCACCACCCCCGGGCAAUCAAGGAUCAGGCUCCCCAUGACGGACUCCCUUCGUCUAUCGGGUCUUCAAUCACUCUCACGUCCGAGAAAUCCCACCUGCAUAAUGAAGAAGGCGUCACAGUGCUCCAAUUUCGCAGAAAUCUUGAUGAUGGUCUCAACACCGCAGCCAGCUACAGGUAUUUUGUUAAUCUUGAAGAGGAAAUGGCGCGACAUCGCAAGGAAACCGGCAAGCAGCCGCAAAGCACAAGUGAUAGUGCACAGGUUGCACCCGGCGAUCCCGAAGCUUCGCGGUCGACGCCCAGUUCCAAAGGUAAAGAACGGGAGUCUCCAGGUGGUGGAGAACGACCACCAUCAUUAAAGCCUAAGCGAAGGGUGACUUUUGAUGUCCAAUCGGAGGAGAGAUCUAGUGCGACCGGGGAUGCCCCUCAAUCUCACGCCAAUACAGAUAUGGUCUUCGACCUUGAAGAGGAAGAAGGAGGAGAACGUCCUGUCGAAGUGAGGCCUGUACUGCCUUUGAUUGAACAAACCGCGCCUGCUCGACCAAACCGACCCCGUUCACACAGACAACAGCCUGAGAUAGCCAGUUCGUUGUCAUCAUUCCGGCCUUUAUCUCUACUAUCUUCCUCUCACCGCGGGUCUCCCAACGGCCUAUCUUCAUCCCCCCUUGCCUCGUCUAGCACGUCGAGAGUAGAACGGCCGUCACCACUUCGGACGGCAAUGUCGUUACCUGACGAGGAUCCGUCCGUCGCACGUGAAUCUGCUAGUUCGCCGAGGCGGUCAGCCCUGUCGUCACGGAAAGUAUCUGAAAUACGGGAGGUACCUCACGACAAUGCCAUUGACAUCAUUCGACACACAACUAUUGAAGGUAGUCUUCAAGAGCAGAUGGACGGGCACCAACAGCGACACGAUGAAGAGAUAAUGCGGCUUUUGGCGGCUGGGACACCUAGUCAUCGCGCAGCGUGGAGUAACGGUGGAAAGGCUUGGGGGCAAUUCUUGCAUCGUGGACGAGAGCGAAUGUUUGAUUCAGAUGCCCUGGCGGAAGACGAUUAUGAAGUUGAUAAGAGGCGCGAGCAUAUCAAUGACCACUAUGAAGAAGUAUUGGAUGCAACGCGAAAUGGCGUACCGGGCUCGUUACCCGUUCGAAUAAAACCUCUCGUGAAACCGCGAGAGGUUCUCAGCUUGGCAUCAUAUAAGCCUCAAAUGAUUGGCGCUAGGGAAUGAUAUGGAUGUCCCCUUCCUUUUUUUUUUGGUUCAGCUAUCCUCGCUUUCUUUGCACGUUUUGAACACAUACUGAAAGGGCAGAGGUAUUGCAUAUACAAUCUAAUCGUCUAAUAUACCACUGUAAUAAUCACUGUAUAUGUAGAGGCUAUGAGUACCAUUACCGGCCCGAUUGCUCUGCCACCGAAUUAUAAUAAUUGCGGACUUGCGAGAU